Molecule: messenger RNA, 816 nt
Organism: Lizanozyma spartinae
Lineage: Eukaryota; Fungi; Ascomycota; Pichiomycetes; Serinales; Debaryomycetaceae
Exons: 1
Coding region: 1-816 (271 amino acids)
Cellular component (GO): cytoplasm
Molecular function (GO): zinc ion binding
Source: RefSeq, a predicted model, not a curated record
AUGUCAACUGCCCUUCUUAUGGACAAGUCAAAGACUCCAACAGAACAAGGGAUAUUGAACCUCGGCAAGAACUGCGCCUUCUGUGACCAAUUGGAUUUUCUUCCUUUCACUUGCCAAUACUGCAAGAAGGUGUUUUGUUCCAAUCACAGAACAGAAGUAGCUCAUAAAUGUCCGGCAACCACCAAUAAUAGCGUUAAAGCGAACUAUAGAACCCCUAAGAAUGGGCCCUCAGCUGCUUCUCUUUUUCCUAAUAGAGAUGCGGAUCGUGAAAGAGUUAAUACUCUCUUGGAGCAGUCUCCUGGUCCUUCAACCCGAAAAUCAGUGGCGUUACUUCGUCUUAAAAAGUUUCUUAAUAUAUCCCCCCAUUCCAGAUCGUCGAGUUCCAAAACUUCCAUAGGCUCUAUCUUUGGUAGUAGCAAACUGAGACAACUGGCUGUGGCUUCUAAGUCAAAGACUUCAGAUAUACUAUUACUAAAGAAAUCAGCUAAAGGUGAUCUUAAAGUCACUGUCCCGGAUAGAAUAUACUUAUGGUGUCUAUAUAUAAGUGGUGAUACAGAUGUGACCAAAAUAGACUUUGAAAAGAAUCAAAAACCGGUGUUUGUAUCAAAUAAAUGGCCUGUGGGGAGAGCAUUAGAUCUGAUGGCCGAUACACUUGCGAUUUCCAAUUUUAAUAAUUCCACCAGAGACUCAGAGAAUAGAUUAAAUAUAUUCAAAGUAAAGGACGGUGUACCUGAGUUGGUUGAACCAAGCGAAAGAACAAUAUCAACGUUUAAAACCGGUGAAACCAUAUAUUUAGUCAAGGGAAGUAUAGAGUAG